AUGGGGAGACACGGAGCAACGAACUUUGACAAACCUAAAAAAAAACUGAUGGGAUCAGAAGUGUUGACUCAUUAUGAUGACAAACUUCCAAUAAUGGUCUCAGCUGACGCUUCGCCGAUCGAAAUCGGAGCAGUUUUGGCACACGAAAUGCCUGACAGUUCAGAGAAAACAAUAGAAUACAGUUCGAAGACACUAAAUGAAACACUAAAUGAAACACAACGAAACUAUUCGCAACUAGAACGAGAAGCACUGGCGCUCAUCAAAGCAACAGAACAUUUCCACCAAUACCUGGCGGGAAGAAAAUUCAAGUUAAUCACAGACCACAAGCCUUUAUUAGGAAUUUUCAAUCAAAAAAGUAAAAGGUCACAAACACUUUCUCUUAAAUUAGAAAGAUACAAAAGAACGUUAUCAGCCUAUGAGUACGAAUUAAUCCAUCGACCAGAAAAGAAACAUGGAAACGUGGACAUGCUAUCAAGAUUCCCACUUCCAGAAGAAGCAACAGAAGACGAAGAGGUUGCAAAUGUGCUGAUGCUGGAAGGGAUCACCAGAAAUCCGAUCUCGGCUGAAGAAAUAAGACAAGAAACUGAAAAAGACAAAACUCUGAAGCAAAUAAAAACCUACAUGAAAAAGGGUUGGCCAAAGAAAACCUCAAGAAUCGUAAAGAAUUUUUGGGUCAAAAGGAACGAACUGACUAUUCAAGAAGGCUGCAUUGUACGAGGCGACAGAAUAGUCGUACCAAAAACCUUUCGACGUGAAAUUUUAAAGUACCUGCACCUAAACCACAGCGGAAUAGUGGCAACAAAAGCAUAUGCACGCUCUUAUGCAUGGUGGCCUGGUAUCGACGAGGAUAUCGAAGCAUUGAUUAACAACUGCGACAGGUGCCAGGACAACAGAAACAAUCCUCCGCGAGCACCGGUAAAAAAUUGGGAAAUUCCUGAAAAUCCGUGGACACGAAUACAUAUAGAUUUUGCAGGACCUUUCCAAGGUCAAAGUUUCCUAAUAGUGGCGGACGCGACUUCCAAAUGGAUCGAAGUAAGCAGUUACAUCACAGUCUCAAAAAAGGUAAUUGAAGAACUCAGGAGAAUUUUCGCAACUUUCGGAACACCUGAGAUGUUAGUUUCCGACAACGGUACUCCUUUCAAGUCAGCGGAAAUGGCGGAAUUCGCCAAAAGAAACGGAAUCGAGCAAAUUUUCGUUGCACCGUAUCAUCCAGCGGCAAACGGACUAGCUGAAAAAGCAGUGCAAACAACAACAAAAAAAUUUCAAGAUAUUGAUCGAAAGAAAUUGGGAAGAAAAACUGAGCAGAUUUCUUUUGAAGCAGCAUACAACGCCAUCGACAACUACGGGAUUAACUCCAGCGGAAAUAAUGAAAAUCAAAAAUCCCACUCGAUCUAA
Molecule: messenger RNA, 1395 nt
Organism: Diprion similis
Lineage: Eukaryota; Metazoa; Arthropoda; Insecta; Hymenoptera; Diprionidae
Exons: 1
Coding region: 1-1395 (464 amino acids)
Biological process (GO): DNA integration
Molecular function (GO): nucleic acid binding
Source: RefSeq, a predicted model, not a curated record